Exophiala bonariae is the source of this 1014-nucleotide messenger RNA. RefSeq lists its product as uncharacterized. Bases 1 to 1014 code for a protein of 337 amino acids. The transcript has a single exon. NCBI's taxonomy places the organism in Eukaryota, Fungi, Ascomycota, Eurotiomycetes, Chaetothyriales, Herpotrichiellaceae. The record is from RefSeq and is a predicted model, not a curated record.
AUGAGCGUCAUCCCAGUCACAGCGUUCAUCCGCUCCGCGUUCGAGUCUCUCGCCCUUACAGGCCAACUCCUUCCAACUGUACUUCAAGCAGACCCGCGCAUCACCUACACAGGAUAUAUUCCGGAAGCACAUUACCCCCAAGAAAAUGACACAAUCACCAGUCUCCCGCUCCUUGUCGCCGUUCACACCACAGGCCGUGCUGGCGACCGCAUAAUCGAGCAGUGGAAGGACUUUGCCGACGCCAACAAAGUGGCCCUCAUCACGCCUUUAUUCCCCGCUUUCCUGCAAGGGCCUCUCGACCAAGAUGCUUAUCAUUUCCUCGGCCGCCCACCACCUUGGGCCGGCGAACCCGCGGGAAGUUGGUUGAGCAAGGCCAUAUCUAUCCCCGGUGGGUCACAAGUGACCAUAACGCCAAAUGAUCCCGAGAUUGACCUCCGGCUCGAUUUGUUGUUGCUGAAUUUGGUGAAAGAGGUCGGGGAGCGCUGGCCGGCCAUUGAGACAGAUAAAUUUUUUCUCUCCGGUUUCUCUGGCGGUGGUCAAUUCUCCCAUCGCUUCUUUUAUCUGCAUCCAGAAAAACUGGAGGCGGUGUACGUGGGAGCUCCGGGCUCCACCACGCAGUGGAAUUUCACGCAGAAUUGGCCAACCGGGUUGCAGAACUGGGAAGAUAUCUUCCACAAGUCUCUGGAUGUGGAGAAAUUGAGGGCAGUCCCGGUUUUCGGUGCCGUGGGGAGCAAUGACAUUGUCAAUGAUGGACUGCGGCUCAGGAAGCAUGUGUCUGGUUCGGAUUUUGGCACGGACGAGGAGACGAACCGCACGAGGGUAUCGAGACUCACGACUCUGGUCGAAGGCUGGCAGGAGGCAGGGUUCAAUGCCAGUUAUACUGUCGUCGAAGGCCCGGGACAUGAGAUGGAGAGGGUCAAUCCGCCCGUCGAGGAAUGGUUAAGGACGCAGAUCCAUAGUUGGUGGGCGAAACGCUCUGUGCAGAAGCGAGGUAAGAUCGCGGCUGACAAGUGA